Balaenoptera ricei (Rice's whale) is the source of this 1783-nucleotide messenger RNA. It is a transcript of the gene LHX6, whose product is annotated as LIM homeobox 6. Gene Ontology annotation, biological process: forebrain neuron development; regulation of transcription by RNA polymerase II; neuron differentiation. The record is from RefSeq and is a predicted model, not a curated record. The transcript has 9 exons. Lineage: Eukaryota; Metazoa; Chordata; Mammalia; Artiodactyla; Balaenopteridae. Gene Ontology annotation, molecular function: RNA polymerase II transcription regulatory region sequence-specific DNA binding; DNA-binding transcription factor activity, RNA polymerase II-specific. The coding region runs from base 65 to 1198 and encodes 377 amino acids. Gene Ontology annotation, cellular component: nucleus.
CCGUGGCCCCCCUCGGCGCGGCUCUCCGCGCUGCGCGCCCGCCGAGCCCGCGGCUCCCCGGCCCAUGUACUGGAAGCAUGAGAACGCCGCCCCGGCGCUGCCCGAGGGCUGCCGGUUGCCGGCCGAGGGCGGCCCCGCCACCGACCAGGUGAUGGCCCAGCCAGGGUCCGGCUGCAAAGCGACCACCCGCUGCCUUGAAGGGACCGCGCCGCCCGCCAUGGCUCAGUCGGACGCUGAGGCCCUGGCAGGCCCUCUGGACAAGGACGAGGGUCGGGCCUCUCCCUGUACGCCCAGCACGCCAUCUGUCUGCUCACCGCCCUCUGCCGCCUCCUCCGUGCCGUCUGCCGGCAAGAACAUCUGCUCCAGCUGCGGCCUCGAGAUCCUGGACCGAUAUCUGCUCAAGGUCAACAACCUCAUCUGGCACGUGCGGUGCCUCGAGUGCUCCGUGUGUCGCACGUCGCUGAGGCAGCAGAACAGCUGCUACAUCAAGAACAAGGAGAUCUUCUGCAAGAUGGACUACUUCAGCCGAUUUGGGACCAAGUGCGCACGGUGCGGCCGACAGAUCUACGCCAGCGACUGGGUCCGGCGGGCACGCGGCAAUGCCUACCACCUGGCCUGCUUCGCUUGCUUCUCGUGCAAGCGCCAGCUGUCCACGGGCGAGGAGUUUGGCCUGGUCGAGGAGAAGGUGCUCUGCCGCAUCCACUACGACACCAUGAUUGAGAAUCUCAAGAGGGCCGCCGAGAACGGGAACGGCCUCACGCUGGAGGGGGCAGUGCCCUCGGAACAGGACAGUCAGCCCAAGCCGGCCAAGCGCGCGCGGACGUCCUUCACCGCCGAGCAGUUGCAGGUUAUGCAGGCGCAGUUCGCGCAGGACAACAACCCCGACGCGCAGACGCUGCAGAAGCUUGCGGACAUGACGGGCCUCAGCCGAAGGGUCAUCCAGGUGUGGUUUCAAAACUGCCGGGCGCGUCAUAAAAAGCACACACCACAGCAUCCCGUGCCGCCCUCCGGGGCGCCGCCGUCCCGCCUCGCCUCCGCCCUGUCCGACGACAUCCACUACUCCCCGUUCAGCAGCCCCGAGCGGGCUCGCAUGGUCACCCUGCACGGCUACAUUGAGAGUCAUCCUUUUUCAGUACUAACGCUGCCGGCACUUCCGCAUCUGAGCGUGGGCGCCCCGCAGCUGCCCCUCAGCCGCUGAAACCCGGAGUCCGAGCCGCUGCCAGGGAUCCACCCGCUCUGCCUCCACCCCUCAUCCGCCAUCCUGCCCACCACCAGCUGGGCCCCUGGGCCUGGCCUUCCCCUCUCCUGCCGAGAACCAGAACCCGCCAGGAGCACCGCGGAGCCCUCCUCCCUGAAGGCAGAGCUCCCUGAAAUUUGGAGCCAGGGUGAAAACAACAGCCUGUGUUUCCCAUUUAGACAGGAGUCGUCUUCAACUUAAGCUGAUUACAAUAGCAAAAGGCCGAAUUGAAUCGCACGACGCCAACAGCCUUCCAAUUUACAGGUUUUCUUUCCUCCCAUAUUGGCCUUUAUUUACUACUUCCUUGGAACCAUCUCUGAAUUCUGAAUAGCCGACAACCCCCAAUGUUAUCCACUCUGUUGCUUUUGUUUGGAAAACUCUACAGUGUUUGUGGGAUGUCCCCAAAGGAAAGCUAUGUUCUAAUUUUAUCAUUUCCAUCUGUCUGGUUAUGUCAAGUUAAUUCAGAGAGAGAAGAGACACUGACCAACCCUGAGAGGCCCAAUAGGGCAGAGAUGGAGGCCUGCCCAGACCAAGAGGCAGGGGGAA